AUGAAGGCCUUCUUGCUGCUGCAGGUUGUCCAAGGCCGCAAGUCCGCGGCACCGCUGCUGGCACGCAUCGCGGAGAGGCCCGAGUCGCGCUUGGGGCAGCUUCUGUGCGUUUUGGGGGACGUCGCAGGCCCUGCACCGGCGAUCACUCCCCUCCCACCAUUGCACUCCGACCCCCAUCCACUGACUGUCCACCUCCGAGUCGACGGGAUGGGCCCUCAACGGAGGACGGCCGACGUCGUGGCCAAACAGCUGACGGAGGACCACAUCGAGCGGCACCACCCCGGCUGGGCAAGGGUGUACACCGACGGCUCCGUGCGGCCCAGCGACGGCUCGUCGACGGCGGCUGUCUUUGUGGAGAGGGCAGACCUGGGCGUGGGCGAACGGUUCGCCUUCCACGCCACCAGCACCACCACGGAGCUGGCGGCGAUCCUUCUGGCGCUGCGCCUGAUCCACUACAAGAGCCGACGCCCGGACAGCUGGCUGCUGCUCUCCGACUCCCAGGCGGCCCUGUCUCAGCUGUACGGGCUCGAGGGGGCAUGCCCCCUCGCUCGGGAGAUCGCUGGUGAGGCUCUGCUUCUCGGCGGCCUCGGCCACCGCUUGGCGUUCCAGUGGGUCCCGAGCCACUGCGGGAUUCCUGGCAACGAGCGCGCGGACGCCCUGGCGGACCGGGUCCAUGACGCCGCCGAGUUCCGGACGUCGGACGUGGGCCCCUUCGCCGACGCCAAGCUUCUUAUCGCACGGGAGGCCGCCGCAAACCACCCGGACGAGCGGUACGCGGCCGGGGACCGACCGGCGAAGCCCCCUCGGGGCACGGGCCGUCCAGCCGCCGCAGUCGUCCACAGGAUCCGGACGGGGUGCGCCCUGACGCCGGCACGGAUGCAUCUCCUGCGCAACGAGGCCGACCCGGAAUGCCCGACCUGCGGAGAAUGGUCGGAUCUCGACCACCUCCUCCUGACCUGCCCGGCACACGCUGACGCCCGGGCGGCCAUGACAACAUCCCUCGCCGCACUGGGGCUGCCCUGCAACACCACAGAACAAAUACUGAGACCCAGGGGCGACCGGCGCGGCAAAGACCGCAUGACCGACGACUGCGAGGGCGGAGACGGCGAUCAACUUGACGGGACCGUGACCGCCACCCCCGCAACAAUCGACCCGGCCGUGCGCCGACGCGGCAAAAACAGCAAACAGCAACGCCCCAAAGCAACUCAGAAACCACCCGCGCGGCCAACCAUCCGACCAGGUGAGAGGAUCACCGUCCUCGUCCGACCCACCGGGACUAAGGGUCAGUUUAACGCGACAAACAAACUAAAAAUCGCGAGGGCUUUAACACUGGCUACCAACGGAAGGGCCCUCGCGACUCGCGUAAAUACGCGACGCAACGUGGCCGCUGUCGACCUCGACUCCCCGGAAGCGAUCGACAUCAUGCUCGGAGUGAAAGUCCUGCACAACAUCGCAGUGACAACCUACCUGAGCAAACCGACGGCCCAGAGCAGAGGUAUUGUCCGCCCCCGUUUCGAGGCGGAGACGGCCGAGGUGGUCGAAGUGCGGCGCUUGCGGCAGACUGGGACACACCCGAAGAGCCUGCCGAGAGAAGAACCGGUGCCCGUACUGCUGCGGCGCCCACCCCAAGAACAUCUGCCGCAGGGACACAACAAGGUGCCCAAACUGCGACGGCGACCAUGA
This is a messenger RNA of Ixodes scapularis (black-legged tick), 1683 nucleotides long. RefSeq lists its product as uncharacterized. The coding region runs from base 1 to 1683 and encodes 560 amino acids. Lineage: Eukaryota; Metazoa; Arthropoda; Arachnida; Ixodida; Ixodidae. Gene Ontology annotation, molecular function: RNA-DNA hybrid ribonuclease activity; nucleic acid binding. The transcript has 4 exons. The record is from RefSeq and is a predicted model, not a curated record.